AUGUACACAGGCACAACAACCGGCCUCGAAGUCCUCGGCGACAUAUCCGACACCUACAUCCGUGGCACCUCUCUCCUCCCCUCGAUCUCGCACCCCCUCACCCGCCACGGCAUCAUCGGCGGCCCCAUCCACCGCGACAUUGAAGACGCCCGCAAAGCCGAAGAAGCCCGUCUCCAAGCCAUCGCCGACGCGAAAGAAGUUGAAAAGAGGAAGGCUGGCUUGCUGCGCGCAAGAGAUAUGAAGGUCAACCAUAACCGACCCAUGUUUAAUGGGCCGAUGGGUAGACCUACGGUGGACGCGUAUGGCCAGCAUAUCAGUUACAGGGGCGAUGGGGGCGUUAGUAAGUAUUCGGUGCCGAUGCCGGUAGGCGGUGGAGGGAAUGCUAAUAGGGGGUUUGUGGCGCCGGAGUUUGCGCAUUUGCUGAGUGGGAGUAACAGGAGGAGGAGGCUGUUUCCGAGUGAGCGGUUGGACAUCUUUUCAUCUCGUCAGUAUCAGGAGUGGAUCUUCACCGCUGCUUCAUUCAGGCAUUCGUUCCAUCUUUGGCACAUCUCGACUAUGUCUGGCUAUCGCGGACGUAGUACGGAUAGAGGUGGUGGCGGACGAGGCGGACGUGGUGGACGUGGUGGGUCAGUGGGAUCGGGCACAUCACGACGACCUUUGCGAACUGAGAUCGAACAAAUCACUCCGGCGAAUUUCGCACAGAUCAUCGACAGGUACCAAGCGACGUUUCCUUGCGAGAGAUGCGGUGACAGCAACCACAGCAUCCUGCAAUGUAGACGAGCGCAACCGCGCUGGCCAAGUUGGCUUUGGCAAAGGAUCAUCGACCUCAACAUAACUGCACAAGCAAAUGCCCAUAUUGCUUCACUCCAACAAGGAGGAAGUGGUCCGAUCCCGUACCACGCGCCUCCGCAGAAUAUGGGCUUCAUGGGGAAUUUCGCGCAGCCUCCUACAACCUCAUCCUUUGGAUCACAAAGCCAAGGUUUCCAGGGCAAUUUCAGUAACUCGCGAGUCCCUGGUCCGGUGAACCCUCUAAAUGACGGCAUGAACAACCUUACAAUCGCCGAACCGGCUCGGCAGUCACCCAACAACUUCAGUCAAGAUGGCUCAGUCCAAGGCCACGGUCGCGGACGGGGUCGUGGGGGUUAUCGCGGAGGCAAUCGUGGAGGAAACCGCGGAGGUUUCGCUAGUACGGCAAGCGCGACCUCUCCAGCAACAUUCGCGGGUGAGCUGAGUUAUCCGGACAGCCGAAACCUGAGCAUCGAAGACAAUACGCCGAAUGGUGUGGGUAGAGAGUGGAAGCUCUCUGAGGCCGUGAAGAAUGCCAAAGAGACUUCCGGUGCGAUCGAGUCACCCACUCAUCCUAUACGUCAAAAUUUCCUCGACCUCAAACCGGAGAGGAAAGUGCUUACAAACCACUUCGAGUAUUCGGUUUCAGCAGACGUAUUCUAUGAGUACAAGAUCAACAACAUCGGGAGCAAAGACAAGAGGAGGACGAAGCUAGUUUACCAGAAAGCUAUCGAAUCUUGGGAGUUCUUGAAAUCACACAGCACUAAGUUGGUCACAAACAACUUUGACUCGAUCGUCGCUUGGGAGAACCUUCAUCAACACAUCUUGGAAGGUCUAAUUAGAGGCGACAACGAAUCCACUGGCCUUUGGAAAAUGACACUUCAAGACGGUACCAGUUCGCUCGAGCUUGAGUUCGAGCUGGUGAGAAAGAUCGACGUCAGUGAUUUCCAACGAUACUCAAACGCGGAUCCUCAGCAGGAGAAUCAAAGCUUUGACGUCAUAUCUCGGUGUCUGAACCUCGUCAUCUCGAAGACAUUUGAUGACAGCAAGCUUUACCGCCAGUCUGCCAACAAAUUUUUCGUUAAAGACGCGAGUGCGUUCUUCAAGCCCAUUCUCGUCAGCAACUUCCUCCAAGAUACAAAUACCUUUGGUGGUCAUCAAGAAGACAACCUCAAAGGUCUCCGAGUGUUUGUCGUAACCGAUAGACGCAGGAUCCCAGGCGAAGAAGCAAACUAUGAUAAGCUAAAUAGUGCCAGUAGCCGAACCAAGAAGGUCAACUUCAUCGGCCCCGCCCUGGGCACUGUGACAUUCCAGAUGAGGGUGAAGAAUGCCGACGGAACAUUUGCCAAGAAUCCCGAUGGAUCUUACAGAAAGACAGGAAAUCACAUUAACGUCGUGAACUAUCUCAGAGACACCUUCGGGCAUACAGCCAACACAACGCGAAAAGCUAUCAAUUGUGGUACGGAGAAGGAACCUGUAUGGUAUGCCCAGGAGCAACUCCAAAUUCUGCCAUGGCAAAUCUAUCGACGGCCAGUUCCAGAGAAGUUCGCCAGUGGGAUGGUCCAAGAGGCUGCGAAAAAGCCUGAUGAGAGUCGAGCCCUCAUCGAGAACGAAGGACUGCGUAAUCUGGGCUUCGAUCAGCAAAGCGUUACGAGCGCUCUGUUCAGCAAUGUCGGAAACAGUAGCGAAGUACCGAUUCAACUCGUUCCCACCAUGAUGCAAGUUCCCUGCCAAAUACUCCGAUACCCAUGCCCGUCUUACAAGACCGUCACAAACGACCCUAUCAAUCCCAGUAGAGGACGCCAAACUGUGCCAGUGACGCUUCCGGCGGCUGGUGGAGCUCGUUGGAAAGUUCCUGCCAAUUCUGUCUUCUUUUCGACCAAGCCAAAAGCCUUCAAGUUUGGCUUCCUCCGCAUCCGAAAGGAUCCGUUACAAGAUCGUCAGGACGAGUUCGGCAAGACGUAUCAAGUUUACCCAAGAGAGCAACAUAAAUUCGCCGUGGACGAUGAUUCGUUUACAAAGUACUCCGAUGAGAUCGUACGACAGCUGAAUCGGUGUGGACUCACUGCUACCGACAUCGACCUUCAGCUUCCUACUGCUCUUCAAGACCUUGAAAUCCGCGAUCUAGAAGCUGCUCUGCAGACUGCCAAAGACGACGCUUACGAUCUGGUCAUCCUCAUGUUACCGAAGCAGAACGUAGGCAUAUACUCACGAUUCAAGACUUUAGCUGAGAGGGCAUCCGGCCUCCAAUCGGUCGUUGUUGUGAGCAAGUUUUCGGCCCCGGACAAAAACUACCUCCUUGCAGAAUGCAUCACCAACAUCAUGAUGAAGAUUAACCUCAAGCUAGGCGGCUUCACACAUUCGGUAGAGGACGUUCAGUCGUAUCUGUCACAGCAGAGUGUUAUGGUGCUUGGUGCUGAUUUAGUUCAUGCGGGGCCAAGUGCAUUCGACGGCUGCCCAUCUAUCGCUUCGAUAGUCGGAUCUGUGGACUACUCAGCGGGUAGAUGUCUUGGCUCUGCACGCCUGCAGCGUAUCGAGAAGGAAGCGAAAGAUGAUAAAGGCAAUGCGAAGCCUGAGCAAAUAACGGAUCGAGAGAUCAUCCAAGAGGUCGAAGCCAUGGUUACCGAGCGGCUCGAGGACUGGAUACGCCACAGCGAAAAGAAGACCCUGCCCAAGAACAUCCUGUACUACAGAGAUGGUGUCAGUGCGACCCAGUACGAACAAGUCAAGUUGAAAGAACUGCAAGCUAUCCGCGACGCUUACAGUAAGCUCGCGAACAAGUUCGGUACGACUUCCGAGGUUGGCCUGACCGCGGUAGUCGUCACGAAACGUCACCACACACGUUUCUACCCAAUGUCACAUAAGCUGCCAGACCCUCCGCGAGGCGAGAAGAAGCCGACUUACCCGGAUCGCGACGCAUUCGGUAACUACAACACGAAGCCUGGUCUGUUUACUCAUGCUAUCUGUUUCUCCUACGUCCGCGGGACAGUCGGUGUAUCCUACGCCUCGCCUACCUACUACGCCGACCGCCUAUGCGAACGCAGCCGCACUUACAUGCGUCGAUACUUCGUCAAGACUGAAGACGUCGCAGGCCCAGGUAACCUGGAAGCAGCUCUCACGCUGGAGAAGGGCCGCCUUGAACAACAGUAUACGACAUUGCUUGACUCCCUCUACCCGAGGAAUCGACAAUUCGCCGACAGGAAAGACGAAAAGAAGCACUUCAAGGACAGGAAAGCAACAGAGGCUGAUCAUCGAAAGGAGAUCGUGCUGGGUCUAAGGAGGUUCGUGUUCAAGAAGGUUGAAGAUGACUUCUACAAGUUCAAAGACCAGACUGUGGAUGGGAAGCCGUGGCUCAAUCCUUGGGAUCCGUGUCUGAGGGACACGAUGUUCUGGAUGUGA
Molecule: messenger RNA, 4185 nt
Organism: Alternaria viburni
Lineage: Eukaryota; Fungi; Ascomycota; Dothideomycetes; Pleosporales; Pleosporaceae
Exons: 6
Coding region: 1-4185 (1394 amino acids)
Molecular function (GO): protein binding; nucleic acid binding
Source: RefSeq, a predicted model, not a curated record